This is a messenger RNA of Grus americana (Whooping crane), 3813 nucleotides long. RefSeq names its product SHC adaptor protein 1 (gene SHC1). Gene Ontology annotation, biological process: cell surface receptor protein tyrosine kinase signaling pathway; intracellular signal transduction. Gene Ontology annotation, cellular component: plasma membrane. Bases 1182 to 3008 code for a protein of 608 amino acids. The transcript has 12 exons. The record is from RefSeq and is a predicted model, not a curated record. Gene Ontology annotation, molecular function: receptor tyrosine kinase binding. Lineage: Eukaryota; Metazoa; Chordata; Aves; Gruiformes; Gruidae.
CCCCUUGCGGGGAGCCCCUCCUGUGCUGCGCCCCAGCCCCUGUGCAGCCCCCGCCACGGGCAGAGCCUGCCCCGCCGCCCGUGAGUCAGCACGGCCCUUCCGAUUAGCGGCAGCCCCUUCUCUCCCGGGAGGAGCCGCCGCUCAGCACCGGCCGGGAUGCGGGAAGCAGCAGCAGCCGCGAUUAGCAGUUGCUGGCUCCCUGCUGCAGCCGGGGGCCUGCGCUGAGCCCUGCCUCGUCCAGCGGACAGCCCACCUGUAUCCUGCUCCUGGGCAUCCUCCUCUUCCUCCCGCCAGCCCUCUGGGCGAGAUCUGUGCCUGGAGCCGUGCUCUUGAAGGACUGGAAGUCCCUGCAUCCUAGGCAGCUGUGAGCACCAGCGGCAUCUCAGCAUCGUGGCCCUCCCUGGCUUCGGGUACCGCUCCCCCCCGGCAGAGCCCGGGGAGCCAACGGCGGCUGCCUGCCGCCGGCACGUGGGUUGCGUAGCGCUGGCCGCCACAGAAGGACCUUAUUCGCUCCUGGACGGUGCUUGGAGCGGGGCUGGGCUGGGCUUGGAUGCGCUCUGUGGCUGCCUUGUCUCAGGGCUUUAAAUAUUCAUGCUUUUGAUUUCCUCUUAGCGGCUGGUGGCGGUGGGGCUGCGCGGGGGCUGGAGCGAGCCGGCUGGGGCGGAGGGCAGCCGCGCCGGACCUGGCAGUGGGGCAGAGGGGGCCAGAUCUGGCUCUGGCUGAAGACAAUGGGAUUUAUUGCCAGCCCAGCGUGGGGCCGCAGGGCUUGAGGACCUCCAGGCCAGGGGCUGACUGCACCAAGCCCCCCCUUCCCGAGCCGGCGGCUCCCUGGGGCGUCACCGAGGCCCCAUUUCCUCCCCGGCACGGCAGGAGCGCAGGGUCGCUCUCCAUCUGGCCGGAUCCGCGCAUCCUUGCUGACGCCGAUUGUGAUCGAUUGACUGCGACGGCGCGGAGCUGGGCAGCCCCUGGACCCGCUGCCUGGCGUCCUGGGGGCCGGCUCGCCAUGCCGGGCUGGCGUGGACCCGGCAGGGAGCUCAGCCAAGGCUUCUGCUUGGGGGUGGCUUCUCGGCGGCUGCGGGCGCUCGGACUCUCCAUGGGGUCCCCGUGAGACCCGGCCGGCUGCCUUCGCCCUGCUGCCGCACGGGCCAGGCUGGCCCCGGCCCUUCUCGCCUCUCUCCGGCAUGGAUCUGCUGCAGAAGAGCAAAUACAGCCACCUGCGGAACGAGUCCGUCUCUUCUCUGGAGGAGGCGGUGGGGGGCCUGGGGGUCCCGGCCUCCCCGGUGGACUCCCUCGCAGGCACGCGGUCUCUGCCUGGCUCCCUGUCCUCCUCCUCCCUCAGCCCUGCAGCACCUCUUGGGGAGCUCUCGCCCGAGUCGGAGGACAGCCCCACCACCCUCUGCUCCUUCUUCCCCAAAAUGGCCAACCUGAAGCUCUCGAACCCCGCCAACCUGCUCAGCCUGCGGGGCUCCUUGGUCGGCGGCAGCCCAGGGGAGCCCGGCACCGCCGGGACGCCGGCACCGCCGGGGGCUGCCGGCUCCGACUCAGCGGGACCUCUUGCUGUGUGUUCCCAGGAUAUGAACAAGCUGAGCUGUGGGAAGAAGACGCGGGUGGAAGGCGGCCAGCUGGGGGGUGACGAAUGGACCCGCCACGGCAGCUUUGUCAAUAAGCCCACUCGCGGCUGGCUGCACCCGGAUGACAAGGUCAUGGGCCCCGGGGUCUCCUACCACGUCCGGUACAUGGGCUGCGUGGAAGUCCUCCAGUCCAUGAGGGCUUUGGAUUUCAACACCAGGACACAGGUCACCAGGGAGGCCAUUGGGCUGGUGUGCGAGGCCGUGCCCGGUGCCAAGGGAGCGGUGCGGAGGAGGAAGCCCUGCGGCCGCUCCCUGAACUCCAUCCUGGGCAAGAGCAACCUGAAGUUCGCCGGCAUGCCCAUCACCCUGACCAUCUCCACCAGCAGCCUCAACCUCAUGGCUUCUGACUGCAAGCAGAUCAUCGCCAACCACCACAUGCAGUCCAUCUCCUUCGCUUCUGGGGGAGACCCGGACACAGCCGAAUAUGUCGCCUACGUUGCCAAAGACCCCGUCAAUCAGAGAGCCUGCCAUAUCCUGGAGUGCCCCGAGGGCUUGGCGCAGGAUGUGAUCAGCACCAUCGGGCAGGCCUUUGAACUGCGGUUCAAGCAGUACCUGAAGAACCCCCCAAAGCUGGUGACACCCCACGACAGGAUGGCAGGGUUUGAUGGCUCUGCCUGGGAUGAGGAAGAGGAGGAACCGACUCCCGAUCACCAGUACUACAACGACUUCCCCGGCAAGGAGCCUCCCAUCGGGGGGGUUGUGGACAUGCGGCUGCGGGACGGGGCUGCUCAGACCCCCAGUCACUUGGGGGCCACGCUGCCUGUCGGCCAGACGUCCGGUGGGGAGUAUGACCCCCGAAAGCAGCAUGCUCCUGCCCAAGGGAGAGAGAAAUACCCGGCUCCAGCAGGCGCCUCUGGCCGCACAGACCUGUUUGAUGACCCAUCUUAUGUCAACGUGCAGAACAUGGACAAGACACGCCAAGCGUCGGCCGCUGGCACCCCCGCAACGGCCAACGGCAGCGCCCAGAGAGACCUCUUCGACAUGAAGCCCUUUGAAGAUGCCCUGCGUGUCCCCCCCUCCGUGCCUGUGGGGCUGCCCCCUGCCCAAGUGGUGGCCUCCAUGGAGGAGCAGCUGAGACGGGAGCCCUGGUACCACGGGAAGAUGAACCGCAAGGAGGCUGAGAAGCUGCUGAAGGUGAACGGAGACUUCCUGGUGCGGGAGAGCACCACCACCCCUGGCCAGUACGUGCUGACCGGCUUGCAGGGCGGGCAGCCCAAGCAUCUGCUGCUCGUCGAUCCUGAGGGAGUGGUGCGGACGAAAGACCACCGCUUUGAGAGCGUCAGCCACCUCAUCAGCUACCACAUGGACAAUCACCUACCCAUCAUCUCGGCCGGCAGCGAAAUGUGCCUGCAGCAGCCGGUGGAGAGGAGACUGUGAGCGCCUGGGGGGGGCCCUGGUGCGCAGCCCCCCCUCCCGGCCCCGCUCCCUGCCCCGGGGAGCCCUCGGACUCUGUUGGGUGCUCUGCCCGGGACUGAGCGUGGACUUGGCCGGGGCCCGUCCUCCCCCCCGCCAUGAGGAGCCGGCGGUCGCGGGCAGCACGGUGUGAGCUGCCUGCAGGGUGGGGGGCCGUUGUUGCCAAAGCCCCCGCCUCCCCCCAGCUCCAGCCUUUGCACAGCAGCUCAGCUCCUACCGCACCCCGGCCCUGCCGCCGCGCCGCAGCCGCUCUCCUGCCCGGUGGCGCGUGGGCACGGGGCUCGGGGCUGGCGGAGCCGAGACGCCCCCCCAACCCCCCCCCCCCGAGCCGGGGGGCAGCCCAGCCUCAUCCCCUGCCCAGGGGCCAUGGCGGGAGGCUGCGGGGGCCUCCGCUCCCCUAAGCACAAGGCCCGGCCGGCCCCGCACCGUCUGUACCCGAUCACUUUACGUGUUAACGUCGUGCCUUGACCCCCCAGGUCCCACACUCUUAUGCAAUGCCGGGGGCAGAGCCCCCCACCCCCGCCGUGCCCCCUCCCGGGACGUGCACCUCCGGGCUCCCGCCCUGUUCCCCCCCCCCCCCCCCGGGCUCCCGCUGGGCACGGCCGGGUCCUGCAGCCCGGGGGGCGGUGGGAGGCCCCCGUUCCCCCCGCAUGCACGGUGUUAGCCCCCCCCCAAGCCAAAGCGCAGCCCUGCCCCGCGCAGCCCCGGGGCCCCGAGCCCCGCCAUACCAAAGGAACCGGUGGUUGGUAUUAAAGUUGGUAUUUCUCUA